This is a messenger RNA of Tetrahymena thermophila SB210, 666 nucleotides long. RefSeq names its product Rab-family small GTPase RabX2B. The record is from RefSeq and is a predicted model, not a curated record. Lineage: Eukaryota; Ciliophora; Oligohymenophorea; Hymenostomatida; Tetrahymenidae. The transcript has 2 exons. Gene Ontology annotation, molecular function: GTPase activity; GTP binding.
AUGCUUAAUAAACUUUUAUUUUGUAUCUAUUUGAAAAAAAAUAUUUAAUUUAUUAUAAAUAUAUAUUUUUAUUUUAUUAAAAUUUGCUUAGAUUGCCUGUAAAAAAGUAAAAUGAAAUAAGACUUACAAACUAAAGAAAUCUUACUAAAAAUCUUUAUAGAUGGUGGGCCCUAGAUUGGAAAAUAAACUUUGGCUAAGCGAUUUAUUGAUGAUGAAUUUAUUUAAUUGACAUAAUUGCAUAAACUUUUAGAUUUUAAUAUCUACAGAACAGAAUAUUAUAAUUAAAAGUUGAAAAUAAAGAUCUUUUCUUUUAGAUAGCAUCUUUGUAGAUAUGAACUAGUAAUUAAAAAGCUUCAUUAAGACUCUAAUACUCUUAUUUUUGCUUAUGAUAUCACAAAAAGAGAGUCAUUUGAUGACUUACAAGAAAGAAUACAAACAUUUAUGUCAUAAUAAUUUUCAAAAAAUAUGAUUGUUUUUCUUAUAGGACUAAAGAAAGAUCUAUCCGAUUAAAGAUAGGUAUCAAAAAAUGAAGCAAAAUAAAUUGCUGACUCAUUUGGGAUGCAUUUUUUUGAAAUCUCCUCUAAAUAGAAUAUUAAUAUAUUUGAAAUGUUUGAUCUUGCAAUAAGAGAAUCUUUAGAUAAAUUUUAUUUAUUUAAAAAUCUAUGA